AUGUACGAUCUACAUGGUUAUACUAAAGUACAAGCAUGUCAAAUAGUAAAUAAUGUAAUCUUACAAUGUUUUGAACUAAACAUAAGUUCAAUCAACUUUAUUACCGGAAGGGGAAAUCAUCCAAAUACGAAUGGACAACGAGGAGUGCUUUUCAAAAAUUUUAAGAAUUGGCUUAAAGGUGAUGAGAUUAAAAAGUUGAUUAGAACUUGUAAAGUUGGAGAUGGAUCUUACAAAGUUUAUCUAAAUAUUAAUAGAAAGGAUAAGAAUAAGAGGAAGAAUAAGCAAGUUUCGAUGAAAGUUGUAAAUGAUAAAAAUGAAUCGAUUAAGGAAAAUAAUAUUUUGAUGACCCAAAUUACGGAUAUCCUUUCUAUUAAGAAUGAUUUAGACACGUCGUUGAUUAUAAAAGAUACCCUGAUAGAUAGAAAAGAAUCAAAUUUUUUAAUCGCGAAAGAAGAAACAAAUCUUUCAUUCAUUAGAAAAGAAGAGUUUAGAAUUCCUGUAGUUACGGAAGAAUUAAUUAUUCCUGUAAUUACAGAGAAAGAGUUAAAAAUUCCCAAAAUUACAGGCAAUUCUGUAGAUACGGAAGAAUUAAACCUUAAUCCCUUCAUUAGUCAAGAAAACAUGAAUCCAUCGUUACCAGUUAGUAAUGAAGAAUUCAAUAUGUCCUCAAGUUAUAAAGUUGAAAACAUCGCUUAUUUGAAUUCGAAUGCACAACGUUUCCCCACAUCUAUUGCAUUGAUAAGUUUCAAAGGAGUUGAGACGUCAUACGAUCCGAUGAAAUCAUUUCAUUGGCGACUAGCAGCAAAUCCACUCAUUACGUAUUGGAAGUUAGUUAAGAGAUUUUUCCCUUCCAAAAUAUUUGAUAUCGGGUGUAUUUUAUUAAAAGAAAAUGAGAAAGUAGGAAUUAAAUUAAUUCAAGAAGCCGCAGAAAACGAAUAUGGAAAAGCCCAACUUUAUCUUGGAGGGGCAUAUAUAGAAGGACGCAUAUUCGAAAGAGAUUACAACAAGUCUUUUGAAUGGAUUUUAAGAUCUGCUCGUAAUAAUAAUAUUGAAGCAAAAUUUUAUCUUGGAUGUAUGUAUAAAUUUGGAAUUGGAUGUGAAAAAGAUUACAAUAAAUCAUUGUGUUGGUUUAUUAAAUAUGCAAAGCAUAAUCAUUCAGAAGCGCAAUUUUUCUUGAGAUAUCUGUAUAGAUUUGGUCAAGUUGUUCAAUUAACUCAAAAAGAUGCUCUAAAUUGGUUUAUAAUUUCAGCUGCAAAUGGACAAGUUAAUGCACAGUAUAUCCUUGGACAAAUUUAUGAAAUAGGUUUAUUAGGCGCGAAAGUAAAUGGAUUAAUAUCUUUAGUGUGGUAUAUUGAAUCAGCGAAACAAGGACAUUCGUUAGCGAGAUAUCGAUUUUCAAAGAUUACCCAAUCUGAAAUUAAUUCUCAGAUUAAAUCCCAGCAAUUCACAAAGAACUUCUUCUUGAAAAUCAAGUAG
This is a messenger RNA of Funneliformis caledonium, 1476 nucleotides long. Lineage: Eukaryota; Fungi; Glomeromycota; Glomeromycetes; Glomerales; Glomeraceae. The record is from the annotation of a GenBank genome assembly.